AUGGCACCCAAAAAGCCUUCCACGACGGCAGAAGUUGCCCUAGUUCCUCUGAAGAACUGCCUCGUUAAUCUCCCGCCGUCGCUGGUCGCCUUGCUGGUCAAUGCCAACACGGCUGCGCAAAAUGUCAUUAUUGAGUUACAGUACAAACCCCCCUCUGUUAAGGCCAAUGGUGUGCCGCCGCAACGAUCAUGUUUCUUGGGCUGGACGGGCAUGCCAAGCAAGCGGAAGCUUGCGCCGGUCGUUGGCCGGGAAGGCAUAAGCAGCGGCUUCUCCAGGGAGCAGGAGAUCUCUACUGUAGAGUUAGAUACCACAUUCGGACGCCUGCUUGGUCUGACCGAAGGGCAGAAGGUCGGGCUACUCGUACACCUUGACCCACCUGUCGCACAUACAAUCAACAUCGAGCCAUUGACACCAGAAGACUGGGAGAUCAUCGAGCUCCACGCCACAUUUCUGGAACUCAACCUCCUCUCCCAGAUCCGCGCUCUACCAAAUCCCUCAUAUAGUACAGCGCAGUCAGAGCAUAUGCACCCGCUCGCAUUGCACCUUUCACCCACCUCAACCGCUAACAUUAUCGUUACAUCUCUUACUCCCGUGCCGGCCACCACCUCUCCAUUCGCGAAGAUCGCACCGGACGCGGAGGUCAUUGUUGCUCCGAAACUCCGAGCGAAGCCCGGGAAAUCACCCCGAGGAGACAGCCGGAGCAAUGCUGGUAGCAGCAGAAAAAGCACCGGUGGACGCAGCUCCGGCAGCACAGUUCGCCCCAAGGGCCGGUCUGAUUCGAGAGCUGCUCUAUAUCUGCGAGGGGUGGAACGCCUGUCAGCCGAUCAAUACUUCGAUGCGGAAAUGGAAGAGGAUGAAAACGACGGAUUCCGUGUUUGGGUUGACCCCGAAUUAUUGGCUUCCAACGAACUUCGUGGUGCAAGCUGGGCGUGCGUGUCUGUUGUUCAGCCCGCUGGUCUCAAGCCUCCCGUGGAUCCUCAGCAGCAACUUGCUCAGCAGGAGCAACAGAAAUCGAAUGAAGGUGGCUCUCCAACGACCAAGUUAGUGGCCAAACUGCUACCAUGGGAGGAGGCUCCAGACAGCAAGCAUGUGGCGAUGUCCACUUUGCUGUGUACUUCGUUAGGCGCAGAGAACAUUGUGGGCGGAAUCGUCCGUGUUGAGGCCGCACCCCCGCAGCUCCAUCGAUCGGCCGUUAAGACGCUCAAGUUGUAUCCAUUUAUGACUGAUACAUCGAAGAAGAAGGAUGGGCUGAAAUUCGGUGCCGACACGGUCGCCUCUCGGGAUGCACUAGCCGAGCGUCUCAAGGUUAUCUAUGGCAGCACUGGUUCCGACAUCGGGCUGUUUUCAGGACCCUUGACUGAUGGUAUGGUUCUUCCCAAAGUUGAAAACCAUCCUUCGGUCUCGUCCUUCGAUGGUGCCAUUCUUUGUUUUGAUCCUCCGCUGAAGGGAGGUUCUGAUGAGACCAAGACGAUGUUUGGGUGGCUUCUAGGCUCUGAAGCUAAACUGAAUCUCGAGGUGCAAGCCGAAAUACCCAAACCAUUUGAUUCAGCCUCAUCCGCAUUACCUUCCGAUGACUCAGUUCCCGAUGCCAUGCCCCAGAUGGUGGGUAUUGAUUCGAUCAUCUCCCAGUCAAUGACAAACUUGACAAAGUCGUCGUCUAUUUUGUUGACCGGUGGACUUGGAGCUGGGAAGACUGCUUUGACCCACCUUUUAGCUCAUCGUCUGCGCAAGGAGUAUCUCUUCAACGUGAAGUACUUCUCUUGCCGCAAGCUUGUCACCGACGAGACGCGAAUCUCCAACAUUAAAGAGGUCCUGAACCGUCUGUUCAUGUCCGCCUCGUGGUGUGCUCGCCUCGGUGGCCAGGCUGUUGUUAUUCUUGAUGACCUUGACAAGCUCUGCCCUGUCGAAACUGAAAUGCAAGUUGGCAAUGACAACGGCCGCAGUCGUCAAAACAGUGAAGUCAUUUGCUCCAUGGUCCGAGAAUAUUGUUCCAUGAACUCUUCUGUCGUCCUGCUGGCCACUGCGCAGGCAAAGGAGUCCUUGAACAACGUCAUUAUAGGUGGCCAUGUUGUCCGUGAGAUCAUCAACAUGCGGGCCCCAGACAAGGACGGACGCCGGAAGGUUCUUGAGAAGCUUACCAAGCAAGAUAAGUCCGCCGAGUCACUCAAUGGUCAUGUACGGUCGACGAGCUCCUCCACCCAGAACACCCAUGACUCGUGGCUUGAUCCAUCGAACCCUGGAAGUCGGCCAAGCUCUUCUGGUGGUGAUGGAUUUGUUCUCAGCAGAGACAUCGAUUUCCUCGAGCUUGCGGGUAAAACCGAUGGAUAUAUGCCUGGCGAUUUGGUGCUCUUGGUUGCUCGCGCACGUAAUGAGGCACUCAUUCGCUCCGUCCAAGAUCUCGCUUCCGAAUCUAAGAUGAUCACUCUUGGAUCGGAAGACUUCGACAGUGCACUAAAGGGAUUCACACCGGCAUCUCUCCGCAAUGUUACCCUUACCUCGUCUACAACCACCUUCUCCGCCAUUGGUGGCUUGUUCGAGACCCGAAAGACCCUGCUGGAGACCUUGCAAUACCCAACGAAGUAUGCACCGAUCUUCGCGCAAUGCCCGCUGCGACUGCGCUCUGGUCUGCUCUUAUAUGGGUUCCCUGGUUGCGGUAAGACGCUUCUUGCGAGUGCAGUGGCCGGUGAGUGUGGCUUGAAUUUUAUCAGCGUGAAGGGUCCUGAGAUCCUGAAUAAAUACAUCGGUGCCAGUGAAAAGAGUGUCCGUGACCUCUUCGAACGGGCCCAGGCUGCCCGUCCUUGCAUUCUGUUCUUCGAUGAGUUCGAUAGUAUUGCACCGAAGCGUGGCCAUGACUCUACUGGUGUGACCGACCGUGUUGUUAACCAGCUUCUGACCCAAAUGGACGGUGCUGAGGGUCUCUCUGGAGUGUAUGUUUUGGCAGCGACUUCGCGACCCGACCUGAUUGACCCGGCCCUCUUGCGUCCCGGUCGGCUGGACAAGUCCUUGCUCUGUGAUAUGCCUACGCAUGCUGAUCGUCUCGACAUUAUUCGAGCUGUGAGUGAAAAGCUCAAGGCGGAUGAUGAAGUUAGGUCUCGUCUGGACGACAUCGCAGCCAGGACCGAGGGCUUUUCGGGCGCUGACCUCCAGGCUGUCGUGUACAACGCCCACCUGGAGGCCGUGCAUGAUGCCCUCGGCGACAAAUCCUCUGGUGGUGCCAAGGCCGGUGCGAAGCCCAACACGGGGAGGAAUUCUUCCGCUAGUGCCUCGACCAGGUCAUUCAUCCAGUUCCUGUACUCGUCCUCGGAGGAAGCUUCCGGCUCGGUCUCGAUGCCCUCUCCGGCUAUCGUAGCAGCCAAGCUGGACGCAAUCAAGAAUGCCCGCCGGCGCCAACGCCAGGUUGAAGGUGGCUCCGCUGGUGUCGGUGCUGGUCUCUCGGCACCAGUGGCGAAUGGGGCCGACGCCGAUGCUGACGAGCUGCGGGACGACAUCAUCGUCCGGUGGGAGCACAUCGAGUGUUCUCUGAACUCUACCCGCUCCUCUCUCAGUGCAGCCGAGCGCAGACGUUUCCAGGGUAUCUACCGUGAAUUCGUCGUCGGCCGCAAUGGCGAGAUGCCCAAUGGCGAGGCGGCUAAUGAGAUCGGUGGCCGGUCAAGUCUGAUGUGA
Penicillium canariense is the source of this 3663-nucleotide messenger RNA. It is a transcript of the gene pex1, whose product is annotated as AAA family ATPase peroxin 1. Gene Ontology annotation, molecular function: ATP hydrolysis activity; ATP binding. Gene Ontology annotation, cellular component: cytosol; peroxisomal membrane; peroxisome. The record is from RefSeq and is a predicted model, not a curated record. The transcript is spliced from 4 exons. Lineage: Eukaryota; Fungi; Ascomycota; Eurotiomycetes; Eurotiales; Aspergillaceae. Gene Ontology annotation, biological process: protein import into peroxisome matrix. The coding region runs from base 1 to 3663 and encodes 1220 amino acids.